Molecule: messenger RNA, 2254 nt
Organism: Mauremys reevesii (Reeves's turtle)
Lineage: Eukaryota; Metazoa; Chordata; Testudines; Geoemydidae
Gene: RPP25
Product: ribonuclease P and MRP subunit p25
Exons: 6
Coding region: 1212-1871 (219 amino acids)
Biological process (GO): tRNA 5'-leader removal
Cellular component (GO): ribonuclease MRP complex
Molecular function (GO): RNA binding
Source: RefSeq, a predicted model, not a curated record
GGAGGUGGCAGGCUUUGAGAUGGGAAGGCAGGCUGGAGGCCCCAGAAUUAUACCACUACAGGAUUCUACAGUAUCUUUCAGUCUGUUCAGUUUAUCAAAAAGAAGACCGAGAGAUUACUUGAUUAUAAGAUGGGGAAGCUGAGGAACAGAGAGAAUAAAUGAACUGCCCAAAGUCAUAUAGUGACUCAGUGGCAAAGCAGAGGACCCAGUCAUCUAACCACUGGACACACUGCCUUUAGCUUUAACAACUCAAGUUCUAAAGGUUUUACAGAAAAAGAUGUUCUGAAAGCAGAUGGACAUUAGCUCACAACAGCUGGGCCAAGGGAUGAUGUUCUUUUCCAUUUUAGGGGAGGACUAUAGUGACAUGGCCAGAGGGCUGAGUCAUGAAGAAGGAGCACCCUGAGUCCUGGAGAGAGAUGGGUCACGGUGCAAGGAAGGGGGCAUCAGACCUGAGUGGAGCUAAUCCCCAGAGACGGCCACAAGAAGGCACCUCUCAAGGAACCAGAAGCAACCUCCUGAUUCAAAUGUAGCUGCUCAGCAUUUAACCCUUCAUUUCCAUGUGGGCUGCUCAACUGGAAACACAAUCAAUGCUGACAUGUAUUAGCUAUGGACAGCAGUACGAUAAAGUUCUAACUGGCCAGAGAAACACAGCCAAAUUCUGGUUAAUCUCUGGUGCAAGGCAAGCAAGACAUAUGACGUUAGCAACAGUUCGAGAAAUGAUCGUGUCUACAAAACUAUAUCCAAGAAGCUGGCAGCAUUGGGGAUUGGCUGGAUAACCAAACAACACAGAUAAUGCAUCAAGCAGCUGAAGACAGAGUACCACAAAGUCAAGGAUGCCAACAGCACCACUGAGAACUCUCCAUAUGCAUAUCUCUUUUAUGAGAAAUACAAUUGGUUACUUGGAACUGUAGCAGGCACUGAACCCACAGUGGUGCAUAAGAGUCUCCUGAGCAGGGAUGGUGACCUUAUUAACACUCCCCUCCCCCAAUCACAGGCACCACUGGAGGAGAGACAGCCACUAGAUGAAGGGCAAGAAGUGACUCUGGAGUUGAGGCCAGUAACUGAAGAGGUUAUGCCACUAGAGCAGCUACCUCAUAUCCUGAGUCUGUACUUGGAGGACCUAUCUGGGGAUGGCCAUGGGGUGCAGCCUGCUGAGGAACCGGCAUCAGAACUAGCACCAGAGCAGGAGCCAGAUCCUGGAAAGGAAAGCAAUGGCUGCCAAAGGGGUGGAAUCCACACCCAUGCCCCCCGUAGCCCAGUCCAGGAUGGAGAACUUCAGGAAGGUCAAGACGUCGGAGCAGGAUAGCCCACUGCCCUUCCCUGACCUGCCCCCUGGCGUGGUGGAGAUGAAAGUGAAGGAGGGCAGCAAGAUCAGGAAUUUGAUGGGCUUUGCCAUGGCCAGGAUGGAGCUGAAGGGCACCCGGCAGAUAGUCUUCAGUGGCUGUGGUCGGGCAGUCACCAAAACCAUCACCUGUGUGGAGAUCAUGAAGAGGAAGCUGGGGGGCCUCCACCAGGUCACCAAGGUGCGUUACAAGACCCUGCUGGAGGUUUGGGAGAACAAGGACCCUCAGCCUGAUGGCCAAGUGGAGAACCUGACCGUCCACAAGAAUGUGCCCUCCAUCUGUAUCCUAUUGUCCAAGGACCCCCUGGAUACCAAUGAGAUGGGCUACCAGCCUCCGGAGUCCAGGGAUGGGCUGUGGGCUGAAGAUGGGGGAACAGAGGAAGAUAGACUCAGUUCACUCCCACAAGGGGUGAAGAGACCUUUGGCACUUCCGCAUGGGGAGCUGGCUAACAAGAAAAUGCAGGUACAGGUACCAGAGAGUCAAAAGGGCUUGGGGACUAUGGACUACAUGCUGGACUAUCAUCACUGACUCACCCCCACCCCCCAGAGAAAUAACCUAAGCCAUACGUAGUGUACAUAGAAAAGAGAUUAUAUAUUGAAGACACUCUAGAUUUUUAGACGCUUUGUAAUCAAUAAAGGGAUGAUUAAGCCAGUGCCUUGCUUGGUCAUGAGUCCUGGUGAUCUCGCGUAUUGCGUAGCUUUCCCCACAAAGACUCUGAUUCAUAGACACCACUGCUCCCCUCCACUUCCCCAUCCCCUCAACCUUUGCUGCUCUUGGGGUGGGGGCAGUGAUCAGCUCUGUUCUCAAGCUGCAGGGAGCUGGCUAAUUAGAAAAAACGUGAUGAGAGAGAUCAAUCCAGUGGAGGGGGCAGUAAUGCACCAGGAGCAGCUCAUUUGCGUGUGGAAGAAUGG